GGAAAUUCCGAAGCAAGCAAAGUGUGGUGAAGCAAACAUCACGUGGAAGUCAAGGACCAUGUUUGACUGCAUAAUUAACGAGGAACAGAACAGAACAGAACAUAACUGCAAAGUGUUUGAACUCUGUUUCAAUGAGAUGCAACUGUUUGAACUCUUGUGUUCGAUUCAAUGCAACUGUUUGAACUCUGAAUCUGUAGAUUGUUUGUAGUGUGCCAAAUGAUAUCAGAAUGGAGACUUGUACCGUGAAAGGAGGCUGCCCCAGUGACUACAUAGCUAUUGCCCUAUCCAUUCUUUCCUUCACUGUGCUUCUCUUAUGGUCAAUAUUUCCCUUCCUAGUUCACAAGGUUCCUCGUACCAAAGGCAGUGGCUUCUGGUUACCUGUUAUUCAAGUUGUUGCCAGCUUCAAUCUUCUUCUAUCGAUUGUGAUGUCAAAUAAUUUCUUGAAAAUGGGAAAGAGACAUUGGUUGCGGUCAUGCUACCUAUGGGGAGUCUGGGUUGAAGGUCCACUAGGGUUUGGUUUGCUGUUGAGCUGUCGCAUAACACAAGCUUCACAAUUAUAUUUUAUCUUCGUCAAGAGGCGUUUACCAUUGAUAAGAUCAUAUAUUUUUCUUCCACUUAUUCUACUUCCCUGGAUUGCUGCUGGUGGUGUUAUCCAUUCAAUGAAGCCUCUAAGCAGUCGCUGUCACAUGAAAGCUCAAUGGACCAUCCCAGUUGUAUCCCUCCAUUCAUUGUAUAUUGCCAUUUUGGUUGGGGUUACAGCUGCUGUUCAUCACAUAGAGUUCAGGUUUGAUGAACUCAAAGACCUCUGGCGGGGAAUACUUGUAUCAGCUGUGUCCAUUGCUGUGUGGGUUACUGCUUACAUACUAAAUGAAAUUUAUGACAAUAUCUCAUGGCUUGAAGUUGCCUCCAGAUUUCUGCUUUUAGUUGUGGCUAGCAUACUUGUGGUGGCUUUCUUUUCAAUAUCAAGUUCACAACCACUUCUCUCACAAAUCAGCUUGAGGAGAAGAGAAUCCAGAGAAUUUCGCACAAUGAGUCAGGCUCUGGGCAUACCUGAUAGUGGGGUAUUAGCACAAAGUGAACCAAUUUCAAGGAUAGAUCCUAAUGAACCGUUGGAUAAGCUUCUCCUGAAUAAGAGAUUCCGGCUGUCUUUUAUGGCAUUUGCUGAUAGCUGCUUGGCUGGGGAGAGUGUGCACUUCUUUGAUGAAGUAUAUGAGCUUAGUAAAAUACCUGAAGAUGACUGUGUGAGAAGGAUCUAUAUGGCACGACAUAUUAUUGAGAAAUACAUAAUUGCAGGUGUGGCUAUGGAGGUGAACAUCUCUCAUAGAAGCAGACAAGAAAUUUUAUCAACUUCCAGCCUCACACGCCCUGAUCUCUUCCAUAAUGCACUUAAUGAAAUCAUUCAGCUGAUGAAAACAAAUCUAGCUCGAGAUUACUGGUCUUCAAUGUUCUUCCUGAAGUUCCAGGAAGACACCAAUGUAAGAUCUAAUGAGUACGAGCUGGAGCAAAUGACCGGGUGGAACUUUUCUCCAAGGUUGAGUUCUGUGCAUGGUAUAGACGAUCCUUUUCACCAGGACCAUCUUCUGAAGAGCUCAGGCUGUAGCAAUGAUACAACUGAUUUAUGACUUGUUAGCACUUAUGCGCAGAAUUUCUCUGGUUUGAGAAAAGAUCCUAGCAUUCAAGGCCUAGGCACCUACAGAAGAAAGGUGAGAAAGGAAGUUUUAUUUCUGCUUAUCCAUUAGAAUACAUCAUUCAUGUUUAUAUAGAAGUUUCUCUAACAAUUUUCUAGCGGAUUUUGGCACUGCAUGCCUUGGAGGAAAUCAAAUACAAGGAGCAAAGGGAACGAUUCCUAACAGAAAGGGAAUAUUUGGCCGACAAUUAUCCUGCAUGGGCCACUACUCUGCUGCCAGUUAAGCUACUACCUCCUAGUCUGUUACACGAAAUCCUUGAGGCAGUGAGAUUUGUUGAUUUCCCUUUUUGGCCUUUGAUUCUCUUCUAUCUCUUUGUCUGGUUGUUGCUCUGCAUCUCCUUGCUCUGUGUUCUGCUGAUUAGUGCUUCUUGUCAUAACAAUAAUCUUUGGACUAUCAUAUAAUUUCACUCAUGGAAAUAGAUACUCCUUCCGGAUUUAAUAGUUGUAUUUUAACAAGAAACUUGGUUUUGUAUAAGAAAAAAAAAUGGAAUACACAACUUGAAGAGUGAGACUUUAGUACUCCUUAUUCUCUUUAUUAGACUAGAUAUUCUAAAUGCUCUUUCUUAUGAUUAUCUCCUUCGAAUUUGUAUUCAUAUUUCACACAUUAUCUCAAUAACCAGUAAAAUAAUUUCUCUCAAGCAAAUUAACUUUUUUCCCUAUAUAAACAAAUUAAUUUUUUUUUAUCUGUGUAUUUACCUCGAUA
Messenger RNA from Glycine soja, 2390 nucleotides. RefSeq names its product regulator of G-protein signaling 1-like. The coding region runs from base 228 to 1622 and encodes 464 amino acids. The record is from RefSeq and is a predicted model, not a curated record. The transcript has 12 exons. Lineage: Eukaryota; Viridiplantae; Streptophyta; Magnoliopsida; Fabales; Fabaceae.